Molecule: messenger RNA, 1266 nt
Organism: Rotaria sp. Silwood2
Lineage: Eukaryota; Metazoa; Rotifera; Eurotatoria; Philodinida; Philodinidae
Source: the annotation of a GenBank genome assembly
AUGUCUGGAAAACACCUCCAAAUAUCUGUAAAAAUUUUUAAUAUUUUUCUUUCAUUAUUAGCUACUCAUGAUCGAAAAUUUGGAAAUGAAGUCGUUCCAUCUUCAUCAUCAAAUGAUCCAUCAUUACCACUUCAUCAACGUACAGCAACUGAUCUUACUACUCAUUCAACAGUAUCGAAAGCUAAUGAAACUAUAGCACGAGCCAUAAAACCACCUGUAAUAGAUAAUAAAUCUACUCGAGAAAAUAAAACAAAAUCUGCCACUUAUGAAAAGAAUGAUACAAUAUCAUCAUUAGGUUCAAAUCAAUUAUUUGAAAAAAGUACAUUUUUGGAUUAUGAUGAUAAACAAUCUAUUGGUACAGUUGGUGAUGAUUAUAAUCAAAAAAUAAAUUCUCUUAAAACUAUAUGGGAUGCAUCUGAUCAUACAAGUGUACAUCUUGAACAAACUAUAAAUACAAUGGUUGCAAUGAAACAAAAACAAAAACAACAAGAUAAUAAUGUUUCAAAUACAAAUUCAACAAAAACAGAUAAUUAUGUUCAAGAAUCUAUACCAACAUCAUCAACAAAUAUAACAGUUACAAAUACAAAUGUUUCAUCAACAGCAAAUGAUGAUACGAAUAAUAAAAUUACAACAUCUACUAAUAAUUUACAAUCAACAGGUUCAUCAUCAACAAUUAAUCAACCACCAACAUAUUCAACAAGUACUGUUUCAAAUAAAAAUGAACAAAAAAAUAUUUGUACAGUAAAACCAACUCAACAAGUUGCACCUAAUAUUCAAGAUCAAGUUGAUGUAACAAGUUAUCAAACAUUUUCAGCACCACCAUUACCACCACCAAUCUCUCAAGCAUCAUUACAACAACAACAACAACAACAUAUACUUUCACAAUCUCAAGUUAAUCCAUUACAUCAACAACAUUCAUAUACAUUCUAUGAAAAUCUUUUGCCAGCUCCACCACCACCACCACCACUACCACAACAACAACAACAACAACAACAAUUUAAUCGAAUUUAUUCAUCAACUACAAAUACUACCAGUACGGAUCCGAUAAAUUCAGAUUUUUCGAGUGUUCAAUCUUCACAAAUCUAUCCACCACAAAAUUUUCAAUAUCGAAAUACAAAUGUCUUCUUACAACCACAAAAUGUACCAAAUACAAAUUCAAUGUAUCAUCAUACAUCACAAGGUUCAAUUUCUGGUAAUUUAUAUUUACAAGAGAAUUCUCUCAAAUUGACUAAUCAUUUCAGAAUUACAACUAUGUGCAUCAUAUAG